AUGGUGAAACAAGCAUCCAUGCUGAAGGCUACCUUGCCUCUCUUUGCCAGAUUCGUCUUGAGCAAUGGACUAAAGACAAAGCAUGGAGUGUUUGAGAUCAAACUGGAAUCUAUUGACCAAGCCUUGCCUGUUGUGACCAAGAACAAGGGGUUAAGAAUAAUGGAAAGGACCAUGGCGCUCCUCUCUCCAGACAUCCUUCAACUCUCUGACCCAGACACUCCAAAAGAAAACCUCACCUUCCUCUUGGCCCAGCUCCCUCAAUAUGGACAGCUCUAUCUUCAGGGGAUGGUUCUUACACAAUACAACUUUACACAACAAGAAGUAGACAAUAAGAAUGUGGCCUACAGACACCUAGGAGGAAACUCACAGGUUGACCAGUUUACCUUUGUGGCUACAGAUGGGACAAAUCAAGGUUUUGUUGUGGAUGGAAGAGUGCUGAAUGAACCUGUGUCUUUCACCAUUCAGGUGUACCAGUUGGAUAAAAAAGCACCACGCAUCAUACAUCUUCAGUGCCCUUCCCAAGUGGAGCUUCUGAAAAAUGGUUGCUAUGGGAUUUACAUAACAUCUCGAGUCCUGAAGGCAUCUGACCCUGAUACAGAGGACAACCAAAUCAUCUUUAAGAUUUUACGAGGCCCCCAGUACGGACAUCUGGAAAAUACAACAACAGGUGAACUUAUUCAGGACAGAUUCAGUCAAAAGGACCUAAACAGUAAAAUCAUUCUUUAUGUCAUCAAUCCAUCGUCAGAAAUGAAUUCUGAUAACUUGGAGUUUCAAGUCACAGAUCCCAAUGGAAACACCGCUGCCCCUCAAACUUUGGAACUGAAGUGGUCCCACAUUCAUUUGCCCCAGACUGAAUAUGAAGUGUGUGAAAACAUGAACACAGUGCCACUGAAAAUUACUAGGAUGGGCUAUUUAAUGGAAUCAGCCUUUGUUGGAGUAAAGGUUAACCAAGUAUCUGCUACAAUUGGAAAAGAUUUCACUGUGAGUCCAUCAAAGCUGAUUCAGUUUGAUCCAGGAAUGUCAACUAAGAUGUGGAAUAUAGCAAUUACCUAUGACGGAUUAGAGGAAGAUGAUGAGGUCUUUGAAGUAAUUCUCAACUCCCCUGUGAAUGCCGUUCUUGGCACGAAGACAAAAGCCAGAGUGAAAAUUUUGGACUCAAAAGGAGGACAGUGUCGCCAUUCACAUUCCUCUGGCCAAAUCCAGUACAACUCAUGGGGGAAAGGCAUAUGGCUCCCACUUUCCCCAGGCUCAUCAUCACCCUCCAUUCUUGAUGGGAUUCAUUUGGAAGGAAGACACCCUUCAUCUUCCAAAGAAGGGAUAACACACAGCAGAGGGGACAAGCUUCCCAGCUUUGACUUAACUGAUAUUCCCAGGAAAAGGCUUAGGACAAUGGGAAAUGGCAAAACCGUUCACCCAUCAUCUGUUUAUAGAAAUGAAACAGAUAUAAUUUUUAGGUAUCAUGGUAUGGUUGGCCUAAGAGUAGAAGAUGACAAAUCUGCCAUAAAUAGAGAGAAGACCAGAGUGUCUAUCAUUAAUCAGAGGCCACAAAAGAAAAGCAGGAACACAGAACCACUACGGGCAGAUAAGGUGGACCGGAUACCUUAUUUACACUCCCCCAUUCAGGACCAGUCACUAUCCUUUCCAAAAAACUGCACAUCAGCAUUAAAAGGACUCUUUCAUUUUGAGGAAAGCCUCCAAAAAUUAUAUCACUGCAAUGGAACUUCUUGGAAGCCUUGGAGUCCAAAAGACCAGGAUGGGAAUGAAAGAACCUGUCCCAUUGGAUGGAGCCAUCAAAGCAGCCAUUGCUACUCAUUGAUUACAGAUCAAAAGGUCACCUGGAAUACAGCUGCUCAGGCUUGCAGGGAACAACAUCAAGGCACCCUAGCAAGUGUGUUUACGAAACAGCAUAUGCAGUGGCUAUGGGACUUCAGUGGAAGAAAAUCCUUCUGGAUAGGUUUGAAUGACCAAGAGAAUGCAGGUCGCUGGGAAUGGGAUGGAGGUGAACCUGUAACCUUCACAAACUGGAAGAGAGAGGCACCCCCACAUUUAAAAAAAAGAAAGAGUUGUGUUUUGGUAAAAAGAAGAGGAAAGUGGCAAGCUAAAGACUGCAGGAAGGAUAAAGCUCACAACUAUAUGUGUGCCAGGAAACUAUGAACACAAGUAGCCUUGGAGAUGUCCACCAGAGCUCCCUCACAAACUGAUUUUUUUCAUAUAUGAUUGAUUUGCCAUGUUUAACAUAUGUUUUAAAUGAAAUCGUUGGCCAGGUACUUGGUAAAUUUGUUUCUUGUGGAUUAUGAGAGACUUCUGUAAAAAUGAAGUAUGACUGCAAAUUUUGGUCAAUAGUUUCCCCUCUUACCUACAUUUACCUCCUGCAAGAACAGAACCAUUCUUGUACCUUAUCUUGGACUUCUAUCCCUUCCUUCCCUGACAAACAAAAGAUACAGAAUUUUCCUUAUUUAAAUGGAAAUCAUUCAAGAUCUCAGUCAAUUCUGGCUUCUUGCCUUCUUACUGUGUGGCUUUUGAUUUCAUUUGCCUAUCAUCUCAGGAGAGAUUACCAAGAAACCUGUAUUACAAGUUUCUUCUAAUGGACCUGCCUCUCUUUCAAUUCAGCUUCAAUAAAACCAACUAUACCAGCCAGACAAAAAUGGAAAAACAAGAAAAAGUUGGAUCCUUUUAUCACCUUUAAGGGCGAGGCUGGGAGUGGGGGUUCAAUAGGUUAAAAUACUGGCAAUUCUUAUGGUAAUGAGUAAUACUUAAAAAGAAAGACUGUUGAUGGAUGAGUCAUGCAUGGUGUAUAUACUUCUAUGAAAAGUCAGAGCAAGCAACUUUGAUCUUGGAUAUGGGCUCAGAUAAGCACAUAAAUGUCAAUAGACUGGACUUCCUACUCUUUGGAAGAUUGUGAAUCAUAUAUGACCCAAGAAGAUCAGUUUUCUGAAAGGAAGGUUCACUUUGGUUCAUGCCAAGGUAAUGGUUUGG
This is a messenger RNA of Gracilinanus agilis (Agile Gracile Mouse Opossum), 2976 nucleotides long. RefSeq names its product FRAS1-related extracellular matrix protein 1-like. Gene Ontology annotation, cellular component: membrane. The transcript has 13 exons. The record is from RefSeq and is a predicted model, not a curated record. Bases 1 to 2154 code for a protein of 717 amino acids. Gene Ontology annotation, biological process: cell communication. NCBI's taxonomy places the organism in Eukaryota, Metazoa, Chordata, Mammalia, Didelphimorphia, Didelphidae.